AUGGUUGUUGGGUCAACGACAUAUCCAGGGAGGCAAGUGCUUCACAAAAUGCAACCGAUGGGCAUGACUCCUCGCGAGCUUUCAGAAUACGACGACUUGGCAACAGCACUUAUAGUAGAUCCAUAUCUUGGCAUUACAACACACAAAAUGAACAUACGUUAUAGACCAUUGAAAACAAAUAAAGAAGAAUUAAAAGGGAUUAUAAAAGAAUUUAUUCAAACGCAAGAUUAUAAUAAGGCUUACUCUAAAUUGGCUAGUGGUGAAUGGAUGCCAAGACACUUUACAAAAAAUAAACAUCAACAAAACAAACUUAGAGAACAUAUUUAUCGUUACUUGAGAGUUUUUGACAAAAAGGCUGGAUUUGUUAUUGAGCCUUGUUAUAGGUCUACAUCACCAUCUUGG
Iphiclides podalirius (scarce swallowtail) is the source of this 402-nucleotide messenger RNA. NCBI's taxonomy places the organism in Eukaryota, Metazoa, Arthropoda, Insecta, Lepidoptera, Papilionidae. The record is from the annotation of a GenBank genome assembly.